GAAAAAAAGGCUAAGGAUUGAUAUAUUCUCAAAAAACACAGCCUUAAAUGUUAAGAAGUAGGAAGUGUGUAGCUUAGAGGAACAUUAAUGAUAUUAAUGACUGAAGAAAUGAAGAAAAAAGCUGGGUUACUGGAUAAACAGUGCUGACACUGAUAUGUUUAAUGCCAUGAUAUCAUUAGUGUUUUUGUGAUUAUAAAACAAAGCAGCUUUUUCUAGUUGAGUGUAGUAUCACACUUGUUUUGGUUAAUAUAAUGUACUGGAAAUAAAUGUGCAGAGCAUCUGUCUGUGUCUUAUAGCAUUUGUGACCUCUAUACCAACAGAAGGUGAACUCAGGUGAACUAUUUAGGAGCCCUGUCUUAUUCAAGAAUUAUUCCAUUUCUCCAAGCUGUUGCUGUUACAUUUCAAUUUGCAUGUGGGAUGUGGUCCAUGGCAUGUAGCAGUUUGUGCGAAAAGUUCAUUCGAGAGCAAACCUUAGUGUUGCCACACCAGUGUUGUAAUGAUGAACUUUGUCCUUUCGCCCUCUCACACUGGCGAUGAGGAUGUAGGUUACAGACCCACUACUGCAAUGGGAAUUGGUUGGUUAAACCAUUGGGAACAAAAGCAAAAUAUGUGCCCUUGCUGUCCAAAGUGCGCUCAGGUCCCAUCCUUUACAAUUUUCAUGAUCCUCUGUAAUUAAUUCUCCUGCUCAUCUAUAAUUGCAUUAGCUCUAAACUUCUCUAGAUGGCACCAGUGGUUUAGGGUUUGUGUUUUAUAUGAGUGAGCAACCAUAUGAACGUAAACUGCUUUUAAGCAAAUGUUCACAUAUUAUCCCACUGUCCUUGAGGUGGAGUUUUAAUCUGGUCAACAGAUAUGGGUGAAAGGUAGACUGUUGACAGUGAAAUGCACCAUGCCAGCUUCUAACACCAUACUUUCAUCACUCUUCUGCUCCUGACUCAGCAUUGGUUUACAUAACACAUACUGUCAAUGUGUUGCAACAAGAUGCUCUCAUAAAAAGCACACCAUUGGAGUCAAAUCAACUAGUAUUGGAGUAAUAACAGAGAUACAAACCUGGAGGCUCACUGUUAUUAUUUAAGCUUGAUAACUUACAUGGUUAAAAUCUUGUACUUAUAGUUUGUACUAACUGCAUAUUGCAAAUAUUUUGUAAGCUGGAGGCUGGAUUUUUUGUAACUAAUAAAUGCAAUUUUUUUUUUCAUUUUUAAAGUGUUUUGUUGUUUUAAAGCCAUUCCAUAAUGUCAGUCAGUGGACCCAGCCUUUCAAACACCUUGGAAAAUAAUUCAGAGAGCACUAUAAAAGAUACUCAGCACCAUCUCAGAGAAAAGCAGCCACUCCAAGACUCUAGAACACAACUUAAUGGCAACUUUAUGACUGCUUUAAUUGGAAACAAUAUCAUGGGCUCGGUGGCCGACAAGGUGAAAGAAAUCAAUUUAUCCGAUGAUUCUGGGAUUGACAGUCCAACUGGUGAUAUGAAUGCAGGGAUUUCAAAGAAGGCGCAAACAGAUGUAAUCAGCAAAAAUGAGGAAGCAUCUGUCAGUGGUUUUGAGGACACUGCAGUUGAUGCUACUGUAGGAGGGGCCCGCAAGGCUGCAGGUGAAGUACGCUUGACUCCAGCCGAGCAGUACUGGAGUAUCACAAGGGACAAGGCAGUAAAGCUAAGGAUGAGUGAGUCGGGUCCAGGCUCUGAGACUCCUCUUACCAUCCAUCAGGUGUUCCAGUGGACGGUGGAUAAUUUCGGAGAUCACCCAGCUCUCUGCUCAAAGAAGGACGGAGUUUGGGUUAAACUGACCUAUAAGGAAUACCAACAGCAGUGCCGAGCUGCAGCCAAGAGCUUUCUCAAGUUGGGGCUGGAGCGCUUCCAUGGUGUUGGUAUUCUGGGAUUCAAUUCUCCUGAGUGGUUCAUCGCAGACGUUGGUUGCAUCAUGGCAGGAGGCCUUGCUGUUGGAAUCUACACCACCAACUCUCCAGAAGCCUGUCAUUAUGUGGCUUAUAACUGCGAAGCCAAUGUGUUAGUGGUUGAAAAUGACAAACAGCUAGCAAAGAUCCUCCAGGUUAAAGACCAACUACCACAUCUGAAGGCAAUCGUUCAAUACAAAGGAGAAGUGAAGACUAAGAUGUCAAACGUAUACACGUGGGCUGAGUUUAUGAAGGUUGGGAAGGACAUUUCAGAUGCUGAGCUGGAUGCGGUAAUUGACAGUCAGAGUGCUAAUGAAUGCUGCACCCUUAUCUAUACUUCAGGAACCACAGGAAACCCUAAAGGGGUUAUGCUCAGUCAUGACAAUGUCAUGUGGACUGCAAACGCAGCAGGAAAAGUGAUCGGUCUGAACAUGGGGGAGGAAUCUAUAGUGAGCUAUCUGCCCCUCAGUCAUGUGGCUGCCCAAGUGAAUGACAUUUGGAUCUGCAUUAAAUUUGCAGGCACCACGUAUUUUGCCCAACCAGAUGCACUGAAGGGUUCUUUGGCCACCACUUUGAGAGAAGUGCGUCCCACAAGUUUCUUGGGUGUUCCACGUGUAUGGGAGAAGAUGCAGGAAGCAAUGAAAGACAUCGGUGCAAAGUCUUCGCUCAUGAAGAAGAAAAUUGCCGAUUGGGCCAAGGGUGUAGGACUUCAGGCCAGCUACAACGCAAUGAACAAUAAUACCUCAGUGCCCUGGGGCUUCACACUGGCUAAUAGCAUAGUCUUUAAGAGGGUACGUGCUGCUCUUGGGAUGGAUCGCUGCAAGCACUGCUUUACAGGGGCAGCGCCAAUCACUAAGGACACACUGGAAUACUUCAUGAGUCUGAACAUCCCCAUCUAUGAGCUGUAUGGCAUGAGUGAGAGUACGGGCCCUCACACCAUGUCCUGGUCUGACAGCUUCUGCAUUAUGAGCUGUGGUAAGGUGAUACCAGGCUGCAAAACAAAGCUGGACAAGCCAGAUGCAGAUGGCAAUGGGGAGGUGUGUUUCUGGGGCCGUCAUGUCUUCAUGGGAUACCUGAAUAUGGCUGAUAAAACCAAAGAGGCACUGGACUCAGAAGGCUGGCUGCAUUCAGGAGACCUUGGAAAGCAUGACAUGAAUGACUUCCUUUACAUUACAGGAAGGAUAAAAGAGCUAAUCAUCACAGCCGGAGGAGAGAACAUCCCACCAGUUCCCAUUGAGGAUGCAGUCAAGGAGGAACUGCCCAUCAUUAGCAAUGCCAUGCUGGUGGGAGACAAAAAGAAAUUCCUCUCCAUGCUUCUCACUCUCAAAUGUAAGGCUGAUGACAAUGGAGACCCCACUGAUGAGCUGACCCCACUGGCUGUAGAGUUCUGCAGGCAACAUGGCGUCAUGGCAAGCAAGGUCUCGGAGAUCAUCAGCAACAAAGAACCAGCCAUUUACAAACUCAUCCAGGAGGGUGUGGACAGGGUCAAUGCCAAGGCCACGUCCAAUGCUCAGAAGGUCCAGAAGUGGACACUGUUAUCUCAGGACUUCUCAAUAAAUGGAGGGGAGCUUGGUCCUACUAUGAAGCUCAAAAGGCCAGUUGUCUCGAAAAUGUACAAAGAAGACAUUGACAAGUUUUAUGAAGUAUGACUUAUUCUAGUUAACUACUUUGACUUGAGGAUAUGAUAAGCUGAAGUUCCCUUUGCAUUGGUAAAUAAUGUAUUGGCUUUUCCUCACUCCACCACAUACACAACUAACAGGAGUGCCUCUCUCACUUCAAUGCAUCCAUAUGUGUGCAUAGCACUUUCUGCUGCUUCUUGCACUUUUUGUACAUACUAACCUUGAUCAUAGCUAAACCUAGUACCCAAAUGCACAUCUUUUAACUUGCUGUAUCUGUGGCAAUAUUUUUACUACUUAAAUACUACCUUAAGCUGCUUGAUUCUUUUCAGAUGGCAUCAAUUGCUGUUUGGUAAACCACUGAGGAGGUACAAGUUUAGAUUUGCUGCACCUGAAGGAAUAAAUUACAUUUAGGAACUAAAUCAUGAAGUCUGGUCCUAGUAAGCUUGUUAUCCAUUUUGAAUAAAUUAUUUAUACUUUUUUUGUCCAUAGAAUUUAUAGUAAAGAGCUUUGAGUACAAGUUAAAUGCCUCACAAUAAGAGCGUAAAAAAAUGAGCCCAAGAAUGACUGUUUUACUCUGGUCACAGUUCAAAUUUCAAAGUGAGGUUCAUUAUCUACAUCUUAUGUAAUGUGUGUAUUUCAUACUAUGUUAUGAUUCAGUUAACACUGACAGAUGUCACUGCAUUACACUGAAGUCGCCUGUUAACAUGUCUUUUUUAGUGUACUCAAAGAAAUGUAACUUCUAAAAGUAUAUAUUUAUGAACUUUCAAAUGAUUAUUUUAUAGAACUUCAAGAUCUUACACUUCAUAAAUAAAAACUAAUUGGGCAUGUA
This is a messenger RNA of Pangasianodon hypophthalmus (striped catfish), 4338 nucleotides long. RefSeq names its product long-chain-fatty-acid--CoA ligase ACSBG2. The record is from RefSeq and is a predicted model, not a curated record. Gene Ontology annotation, molecular function: long-chain fatty acid-CoA ligase activity. Bases 1230 to 3539 code for a protein of 769 amino acids. The transcript is spliced from 14 exons. Gene Ontology annotation, cellular component: membrane; endoplasmic reticulum. Lineage: Eukaryota; Metazoa; Chordata; Actinopteri; Siluriformes; Pangasiidae.